This is a messenger RNA of Cololabis saira (Pacific saury), 5288 nucleotides long. It is a transcript of the gene fgfrl1a, whose product is annotated as fibroblast growth factor receptor like 1a. The record is from RefSeq and is a predicted model, not a curated record. Gene Ontology annotation, cellular component: plasma membrane. Gene Ontology annotation, molecular function: fibroblast growth factor binding; fibroblast growth factor receptor activity. NCBI's taxonomy places the organism in Eukaryota, Metazoa, Chordata, Actinopteri, Beloniformes, Belonidae. The transcript is spliced from 8 exons. The coding region runs from base 553 to 2082 and encodes 509 amino acids.
UUUAGACGGUGAACUGCUGCUGGAGGCAAUUUGGAUGUAGAAUUCAGGUUUUUGUAAUUAUUAAUCUACCUGUACGAGCAGUGAGGUAACGUGACAAGGAUGUAGCUGCGACUUUUUCCCUAUUGUUCUCUCUUUUGUCUUUUAUCCCGGUCCUCUUCCAGCGCUCCGGCGAGCGCUUUACAUGCGCGCUGUCAUUCAGAAAUACUACAGAUACCAUUAGAGUCCUCACGUGUUGGACUGAUCUGCUUUAUUUUAACCUUUUUUUUUACUACAUAGGCUCUCAUAUUUUUUUUUUUUAUUAUUAUUAUCAUUGUUAGAACUGUUUGUAUCCCUUUCAUCCAAGUUGCCGUGGUAGUGUGUGCGUGUAUGUUUGUGUGAAAUUGAAGUUGAGUAGGGUAUAGAAACUUUUGGGAACUUUUUUUGGGAAUAACGGCGUGGUAAACACUGCGUGCAGAUAACCAGCUUGUAAUACUGCAUACUAAGGAUUCUUCAACACUGCUGGGACUUUUACAGUCAAAGCGGGCAAGCAUUUGUCUUCCUCGUUGAAAGAAAAUGGAGCUUCUCUGGAUUUGCCUGCUGCUGGAGACGAUCCUGAUGUCCACAGCUGCCAGGGGUCCUCCCCGGGUGUCAGAGAAGGUGAACCAUCGUCAGAGCGCCCGUCUGGGCCGCACGCUGAAGCUGCCCUGCCCCGUGGAGGGAGACCCCCCUCCCCUCAUCAUGUGGACCAAAGACGGACGCAACAUCCACCGGGGCUGGACGCGCUUCAGGGUGCUGCAGCACGCCAUGCGUAUCAAAGAAGUGGAGACUGACGAUGCAGGGACUUACGUCUGCAAGGCCACCAAUGGCUUCGGCAGCGUGAACAUCAACUACACACUGAUUGUCAUCGACGACUCCAGUUCAAGAAACGGAGCGGGGUCAGCGGGUGGAGACUCUGAACACGCCCCGGAGCUGGCUGGGAAACUAGUUCGUCCGCGUUUCACCCAGCCGGCAAAGAUGAGGAAGCGCGUCAUAGCGCGUCCAGUCGGCAGCUCCGUCCGGCUGAAGUGCACGGCGAGCGGAAACCCUCGCCCGGACAUCGUCUGGCUGAAGGACAGCAAGCCGCUGGUGGACGAGGACGCCGGAGCCGGAGCCGGAGCCGGAGCCGGAGCCGGAGGGGAGGCCAAGAAGAAGAGGUGGACUCUGAGUCUGAAGAACCUGAUGCCGGAGCACAGCGGGAAGUACACCUGCCACGUGUACAACCGGGCCGGAGAGAUCAACGCCACGUACAAAGUGGAAGUCAUACAGCGUACCAACUCCAAGCCCAUCCUGACCGGCACUCACCCCGUCAACACCACCGUGGACUACGGAGGAACCACUUCCUUCCAGUGUAAAGUCCGCAGCGACGUCAAGCCCGUGAUCCAGUGGCUCAAACGAGUGGAACCUGGUGAUGAGAACAAGUUCAACUCCACCAUAGAGGUUGGAGACCACCGGUUCAUGGUGCUGCCGGCAGGAGAGGUUUGGUCGCGGCCAGACGGCUCCUACCUCAACAAGCUGCUCAUCACUCGGGCCAAGGAGGAAGACGCCGGCAUGUACAUCUGCCUGGGAGCCAAUACCAUGGGAUACAGCUUCAGGAGCGCCUACCUCACCGUCCUCCCAGACCGGAAACCUCCAACCAUCCCCGUCCCUUCAGCCUCCUCCCCCAGCGUCCCCUGGCCCGUCAUCAUUGGAAUCCCGGCGGGCGUGGCCUUCAUCUUGGGCACCGCCCUGCUCUGGUUCUGCCAGUCAAAGCGAACCUGCUCCAAUUCUUCUUCCUCCUCCUCCUCCUCGUCCUCCUCCGCGCUGCCCGCUGCUCAGCGGCCGCCGGCGACGACCAGCCGCGACCGAGCCGUCCCGCCGCUCGCUCCUCCGUCAGCCAGCGGGGAUAAAGACUGCCUUUCCUACGAGGACUACGUCUCCCACCAGCAGCAGCUGCUGCUGGCCCAGGGAGGCACCGCGGUGGCUCCCAAGGUCUACCCCAAGAUCUACACGGACAUCCACACGCACACGCACUCGCACGUGGACGGGAAAGUGCACCAGCACCAGCACAUCCACUACCAGUGUUAGCCGAGAGGCCGGAGCGAGAUCCGGUGUGUCGCAAUUCAGCUCUUUCAUGGACACGUUCCCCCGUGCAUGCAGAUUCAGUCCACAACACUCACAAGCUUAUAUACGGAGCAAGGAACACGCGAGAGACCAUGUGGAGUCAUAAACACAAACUCGGGAUCACGCGUCUCUGCCGCAGCCACGUGGUGUUUGCAGAAGGACUUAGUGGAGGCAUGAGGAAUGAGGACUGUAAAGAAGGUCUUUAUUUUUAGCCGAUCUGCAAGCUAAUCCAGUGGGUUCUAACCCAGACAUGUGUUACUCAAGGUUUUAGUAUAUACUUUAAUACAAAAAGCAUUGGUCUCGACUGAUCUGACACAACCACGACCUCUUAGAAAUGCCAAAUACACGUAGCUGCUUCCAGUGUGCAUAGAAAUGAUUACACGACAUUUACCGUGCUACUUUGUCCGGGGUUAUUUAUAAAGAGACACAUAGCUUGUCAGUAAAGUAGUAGCAUGAUUUCAUAAUAUAUCUCAGGCAUCAGCCUUACUGAGCUAUAAAAACAAUCAAAUAGGAAGUGAAGGCAGGAAUAAGGGCUGCUGGUGGAAGCUUUGCCCGGGCUGUCGAGCUGCCGUCCAGCUGCUGCGUGAAAAAGGGCUGGGACUCAAACUUGAGUAAAAGGUUGGAUUUUAAUCAAAGCAAUGAUGGAAGGUUACAGAAAAACUGAUUUCAAUGGUAAUCGUUCGUUCUGUUCCUGUUCUAAACCAUCUGGCAGCAUGUUUGACAUCUAGGCAACGGGGAUAUUUCCCUGUUUUCCAACAUCUACUUUUUGCUUUAGUUUGAUGCCUGCAGACUGCAGAGGAGAUCAGCACGACGGAUAUCGCAGUGCCUUCCAGUGAUUAUUUCCAGAUCUGUUGGAUCAUUGGUGGAUCAUCAGAUAUGUCACAGACUCUUGUUGGUCUGUUAUGAGAUUUAGCGGGCUCAAAACCGAGGGAGGUCUUGGGAAAUCCCGUAGAUUCAGGUUGAGAUUCCUCUACUGCGCUGAAGCGCCUCACUGUGCGACGGGAUGUGAUGUAAAUACAUGUAGGAAGCAGUUUUGCAUGUGCUCUCGUCUCCACUUAAAGUAACUUAAACGCAGAGACUCGUACUGUGCUUUCAAAAAUAAGAGGUUCAAGGAUCAACAGUCAUGACAUAUUCUGAUAAAACAAAUAUGAGGAGCAGCUUAAAACUGAAUCAAGUGUUUAUGUGAAAUUUGGAGCCACAUAUUUUGCCGACUUCACUCAAAACUGCUGCUGUCACUGUAACACAUCCGAUGCUCUAUUGUGAUGCACAGACAGAUUCAGGAAGGUCUGUCUUUGAUAUCUGGUCCUGUGUUUGUUUUGUUACACUUGUCUGCACAUUUACCACUACUUUACUCCAUUUGCAUCCACUAUCAAUGCCAUCUGAAAACACACACUGAUGGAGCACCAUCACAUUGCUGUCAAAUCCGUCAAACUCAGGUUUAAUAACUCAUUUUCUUAAUGAUGAUUAUUCUUUGGGAAAUGCUUUGUAUUCCUCUUAAAACCCAAACUCAAAAGCUUUAAUUGCUUCAGCUACAUUUCAAAAUCACCAAUUAAAUUAGAUUAUUUCUCUUUUUCACAGUACAGUUUUUUUGUUAGGUUUUUUUUUUCAGAUUAAAUUAUUGUUCUUUUAGCACACAUGAGGUUUUAAUGUGCCAGGUCUCUGUCAACUCGUACCCUCAGCUCACACUUACAACCUAAAAGAAAACCAGACGUAGCAAACCUCAGCACAGAGCUGACAUCAACAGCUUUGCUUUUUCUCAGAUGCUCAUUUUGCUGUCCCUGCAAGCACGCAUGAAUCUGAAAAAAAUAACAGUUAAAAAUAACAAAUUGCAGACGUGUGCUGGUGUAAAAUACAGAUGAGACUUGCCUUAGACUUGACACACCGGCCUUUGUCCCUGCAGCACCUUCGGUAGGGUCUCUCAAAUACAGCAGCUUGUGUCUUUAAAUAAUCAUGUGACAAGAAACUUCAGUUCUUUCUCUUUUUUUCACCAUUUAUUUUGCACAUAAAUCUUUUAACUAAAGAAGGACAAUGUACAAAUAUAUUUUUUUAAAGAAUUCCUAUACUCUUCUUUUUUUUUUCAUGUUACUCCUGAAUAUGUUACGUGAUCAACACAGGAAAAUACGCCUGCAGACCAGAGCUUCAAGCCUCCACUUGCUUUUGUUUUUUUGAGAUUAAAAUGAGUUUGAUACCUGUGAAUUUCCUUGUGUUAUUUUACUCACUUAUUUAACUGUAACAGAUAUUCACCAUACAACUGAUAUUCUGCAUGCCACCUCGGAGACUUUCUAAAAUGUAUUCAAACUGCAUGUCGAUGUUAACGGUGUCUGUUUGCAGACAUUCUUGCAGACUCUCCCUCCUAAGCUUCAGUAUAAAAUUUCUGCAUAACAUCAUGAACAGCAGAGAAAAAGCAUAUGUAUUCCUGUCAAAAUGACUGUGGUGCAUGUCUAAAAUGAGUUUAACUAAAAAUAACAUUUGCAGUAUAGCAUUUUUUUUCAUCAUGUUUUGCUCAUCCUCAUCGUUUUCUUCUGAAACAUGUGCUCCCAGUGAAAAUUAACUGAAAUGUAUAACUUUAAUUGCCAUAACUUUCCUCCUGUAUUGAGACUAUGAAUCAUUUUUCUAAAAGUAACAUUUGAUCCACUCACUGUUACUUUUUUUUUUUCAUUGAAUUUGUGUUGAACCUUUUUAUGCAUCAAAGCUAAAGGACUGCCACUAGACAAACCUUUUUAUAUGUGCACUUACCGCUAGUAUGUACAUGGAAUAACGUUACUGUCGAGAAAUAUUUUAGAUUAUUUAGUAAGAGUGCUUUAGACCAUACAAAAGCUUUUGGGAAUAUAUAGGCUAUCAGCCCUCAAAAUGUAAAUGCUAAAUUGUAUCAAGAUUGAAAAAGAAGGUGUGUUUCUAAUUUAUUUCAUUUUUUUGACAUGUUUAUUUUUCCAUAUAAUUGGGCAUUAUACUGCAUGAAAGGAUGUUUUGUUAUAGUCAUAAUGUAAGCUAUGUAGCAAUACCAAGUUCAUGUCGUUGUAAGAUACUGUAUAUGUGCUGACAUAAUAUACAAAUUUUAUCAAUUAUCUCUGUAUUGACAAUCUUGUACAGUCUACCUUCAUUUAGAUUAAAAAAAUAUUUCCCUUCUAUUGUAAUCAUGUUAUCGGUGCCAUUAAAAGAGGAAAAUCUGA